Messenger RNA from Lates calcarifer (barramundi perch), 993 nucleotides. RefSeq lists its product as uncharacterized. NCBI's taxonomy places the organism in Eukaryota, Metazoa, Chordata, Actinopteri, Centropomidae. The record is from RefSeq and is a predicted model, not a curated record. The transcript has 2 exons. Bases 151 to 495 code for a protein of 114 amino acids.
GAGCACAGGUUGAAGAGUCCACACACACACACACACGCCAGGACAGACCCUCUGUCACUGGGUUUCCCAUCCCGGGAGUCCAGGGGAAGAGGAGCCUGAGAAAAAACUCCCCCCUGAUCUAACGGGAAGGCCAUCGUGGAACACUCCAGAAUGUUUUUCAGACUCCCAAGACUGACUCCGGGCUACAUCAGGUUGUUGCAGACCCAGGCCUACCAUAAUGUGCCUGUGACUCCUCCAGCUGAGAAGACCAUGCCUGGUAUGGCCAUGCUGCUGGGGGCUGUGGGGAUUGGCAUGUGUGGCUACAGCUCCAGGCAGUUGGCCCUCUACCACCGGCCCUCCGCCCGUGUGCUGCAGUGGGUUGGCACGCACACUGAUGCCAGUGUGGUGGGCGCUGCGGCCCAUAGGACCCCCCUCCUGGAUGUAACUCGCCGGGCCAAUGCCUGCCAGGAGAUCCCUCCUCCCUCCUUUGUGGGCCAGAAAGUUCCCUUGAAAUAACUUGUGAUUCUAGGUAGGACUUAGGCUGGCCAACAUCAUUGGUUGAGUUCCAGUAACUACACUUUUGCACGUCUAAGAUCGUAGCUAUGCUGGCCCAUUGUGCUAAUGCGGCCCAUGUGCUCUCUGAAGAUGUGCUAUAGUGUGGACUCUGACUGAACCUGUAUGUUGGCAGGAAGUUGGAAGUGAUAUCUAGUAGUUAUUUGGAAUACUGUCAGUAGUGCAACUCAUAUAAAAAUUGUGUAAAAUUCUACUGGAAUGCGUAAAUUAUUCACUAAUAUUAGAGUCUUUAAUGCACUAAGAGGAUACUAACUAAGCAAUGUGAAUGGUUGGAUGAGUACAUAAUGAUGCUGGAACUUCCCAAAGACUGUUGCUGAAUGUGGCUUGAAUGAGCUAACAUGUUUAAUUUGGAGACAUUGUGUGUCUUUUUGAGGCCUGGCGUAAUGAGGGACUGACACUUGGCAGUGCCCUUCUGUACACAGAUGGUUGGCAACCCGUUUC